CAUAGCAAAAUACUUUAACGUGAAAACUGUCACGCAGGAUUCAACAUUGUGAGUUAUAAAUUUACCAAAUGCAGUCAACAAAUCCACCAUUAUCAUGGGAAAGAUUGUACGCGUCAACUUUGAAUAGACUGGAUAUAUCUUAUGUGCAUAAUAUUUCACACAAAACGUACGUGUUAAACGUAACAUGUUAAAUCUAUCAACAGUAGAUAUUAACUUACGCAAGUCAUUUUAUCGCGAAUGAGAUAUUAUAGAUAUGGUUGUUUACGAAAAGGUAUAUUUAAAAUUAUACUAUUCAAUGUGCGCAAAGUGAAAAAAGUAUUUAGAUUGAAAGGAAAAAUGAAGUUAAUUGAAAUAAUUACAACAGCACUUUUGCUUGCUGUUUUGCCAUUCACUUUAGUGUCAUCAGAAAAGGAGAAAAAUAACAUACAGGAGUAUAUGAUUCAGAUAAAAGAGGAAUGGAUUGAUACAAUUAAAAUAGAGGCUCCAAGAUUUGGAUUUAGAUACAAAAGAAAGCUUGUGUCAAAUAUAUUCUUGUUUGAAGAGGACUUGAAACCAAGUGAUCAGCCGGCAAAUGUGUUUCAUCCAGACAUGAAAGCUUUUAAAGAGUUCUUUGCUAAGAAAAUUUUACAUGUUAAGAAGAGAGAGAAAGUUAUCGUCAAGUAUUACCCUUGGAGAAAUGGUAGCCUUUCGCAGUCUCAGACUACAUUUGGACGAUGGAUUCUGCGACCUCGAACAUCUGCACAUAGCAAACAAUGCUGGCCGUAUUAUGGCAUGGAUGUCCAAGAAGCUUGGUCACUCGGCUACACAGGAGUUGGAGUACGCGUGGCAGUGGUUGAUAUAGGUGUAGAAAUGGAGCAUCCAGACUUGACAAAAAAUUUAGACAAGAAUUUUUCAUAUAGUUUCGUGGAUGGAGACCAUAGUGAUGUAAAUCCCCAACGCUUUCAGAGUUACUGGGAAACAGAAGAAAUUACUAGUCAUGGAACCAUGGCUGCAGGACUUAUAGCUGGAGAAUUUGGCAAUAACCAUUGCUCUUCUGGAAUUGCUUUUGAUUCAAAAUUAGCAGCUCUAAAGGUAUUUAGACUUGAGGAGAAUCCUACAGCCUGGGCAGUCGAAGGGUUUGCAUUUUCAGUAGAACAUAUUCCAUCAGCAAUUUCAUACGAAAAUGACGGGAUAGAUAUUUAUUCUUGCAGUUUCAAUCUGCAUAAUAAAUUUAAAUCGGCCACUCCAGAGAUGAGAGCUGCGUUAGAAGAAGGCGCGAAAAAGGGAAGAAAAGGCAAAGGGAGUGUUUAUGUAUUUUCUGCAGGGAACAACAAAGGACCUGUGUAUGACUGUAACAUGGAAGCUCUGGCGAAUAGCAUUUACACAAUUACCAUUUCCAGUGUUGGAGCAAAUGGUUCAAAACCGGCAUAUGCAAUUCCUUGCGCGUGCACAUUGGCAUCUACGUAUGGGGAAUUUAAUACACACGAAGGCUCGAAAACAUUGGAAUCCACAACACAUGGCGGGAAAUGCGACAACUUUAUGGGAACAUCGGCAUCCGCGGCUUUGGCUUCUGGAAUAUUUGCCUUAGCUUUACAAGCAAAUUCUGAUCUAACCAUGAGGGAUUUACAAUACAUUACGAUUCUGUCAUCGUCGUUCGAAAGUCUUCAACACACUGGGCGGAGAAAAAGAAAUGCAGCAGGGCAACAGUAUGAUCCUUACUUUGGUUUUGGAUUAAUCAACGCUACAUCAAUGGUACUGAAAGCGAAAACCUGGAAAACGGUGUCAUCACAAAAUGAACAAACAGUUCAUGAAAGUGAUAGUAAAAUGCGAUUUAUUUCAGAAGAUACAUUGGUUAUAUCUCUACGAUUGGACAGUUGCGAGAAGGAAGAAAAUUGCAUUAGAUUUUUAGAGCAUGUGCAAGUUAGUCUAAAAUAUAAUACGAAAAAAGAACCAUUGUUCGACAUAGUUCUGUGUUCUCCUUCUAAGACAUGCUCUUACCUACUGAACAGGAAAAGUCACGUCCGACAUAAGACAGCUGAUGCCCUGAGAAGGCGUGUAUAUAGGAAUUGGAAUUUCACAUCAGUGCACUUCUGGGGUGAAAAUCCUACAGGAAGGUGGUUAUUACUUUUCCGCAAAGGAAAAGAGCCAAAAACUAGACACCUUUUACAAUUUAAAUCUGCAGUUUUGACUUUGUUUGGAACGUCGGUAGACACAUUGGGAACAAAUUACGUCAAAUCUAUACAAAAUGAUACAUGGUUACCUAACGACACUGAGUGGUACAAUACAGUAGCGGAAAACACAUCGAAAGACCUUUCUGAUACAGUUGUUGACGAAGUUUUUAACAAUGAGGAGAAAAAGAGUGAAAACCAAAACGAUUACAUGUACUGGGUUUGGGUAGUAAUUAUAUUCGUCGUUUUAACAGUUUGUGUUAUAAUCACCCUAGUAGUACGGUAUAUAUAUAUGUAUAUGAAACAAAAAAUCAUUUUGGCUUUAAAUAUAGUUAAUGCAAGUGGAGCAUUAUAUCCACGUUUCCCUAGACCAUAGCGUUAUGCCCAGUAUAUACUAAAAACAACACUACUCAUUUAAUGUUAAUUUUAAACUCGAAUUAAAACAUGCAAUAGAUUUGAAUAAAAAAAAUGAAUAAAAGAUACCAUUUAUAAAUGAGUUUAUAUCA
Molecule: messenger RNA, 2653 nt
Organism: Mercenaria mercenaria
Lineage: Eukaryota; Metazoa; Mollusca; Bivalvia; Venerida; Veneridae
Product: neuroendocrine convertase 2-like
Exons: 13
Coding region: 238-2523 (761 amino acids)
Biological process (GO): protein processing
Cellular component (GO): Golgi membrane; trans-Golgi network
Molecular function (GO): serine-type endopeptidase activity
Source: RefSeq, a predicted model, not a curated record